Meleagris gallopavo (turkey) is the source of this 1314-nucleotide messenger RNA. The record is from RefSeq and is a predicted model, not a curated record. NCBI's taxonomy places the organism in Eukaryota, Metazoa, Chordata, Aves, Galliformes, Phasianidae.
CAUUCUGGAUUUAUCAUGGCAUGGCGGGGGCAUGUACUUCACAGAUUUGUCUUCCAAUCUUAUUUCCAUAUUAGUUGCUGGUCCUCAGUGGGAAACCGGAAGCAGGGCUUGCAGCAGCUCUCCAUUGGAGCCAACUGUGACAGGAUUGCAACAGUUGAGCACGAAUUCCUUCAUGCGCUGGGCUUCUGGCAUGAGCAGUCACGGUCUGAUCGAGAUGACUACGUGUCCAUCAUCUGGGACAGGAUUCAGACCGGUAGAGAGCAUAAUUUCAAUAAAUACGAUGAUAAAACAUCAGACUCUCUGAAUGUUCCCUAUGACUAUACAUCUGUGAUGCACUACAGCAAAACUGCUUUCAGGAAUGGAACUGAACCAACCAUCGUAACAAACAUACCGUACUUCAUGGAUGUAAUAGGACAGAGGAUGGAUUUCAGUGAUUAUGAUCUCCAGAAACUGAAUCAGCUGUACAAUUGCUCCUCCUCCUUAAGCUUCAUGGACACAUGCAGUUUUGAACUUGAAAAUAUUUGUGGCAUGAUUCAAAGUCCAGAUGAUAACAGUGAUUGGCAACAUUUGUCUCACGUUCCUGCUGGGCCAAAUACUGAUCACACUAACAUGGGAGAAUGCGAAGAUUCUGGCUAUUUCAUGCAUUUCAACACAAGUGCUGUAGCAGAAGGAAGCACAGCUAUUCUGGAGAGCAGAAUUCUAUAUCCCAAAAGAGGCUUCCAAUGCUUGCAAUUCUAUUUCUAUAAUAGUGGAAGUGAAAGUGACCAGCUCUAUGUCUGGGUCAGGGAGUAUUCUGAUGCCCAUCCAAAUGGUACUUUGAGACUAAUUGAAGAGAUAAAAGGUUCACCUGUGAAUUACUGGCAGCUCCAUCACGUCUCCUUGAAUGUCACGAGUAAAUUCCGGGUUGUGUUUCAAGGUGUGAGAGGAACUGGCUUAUCAAAUGGAGGUCUCUCUAUUGAUGACAUCAACUUGUCAGAAACACAAUGUCCUCACCAUGUCUGGCACAUCAGAAACUUCACGGAUCUCCUCAACACAAGUCCUGCAGGGACAGAAGGAAAAAUAUACAGUCCACCCUUUUACUCUAGCAAAGGAUACGCUUUUCAGGUUGGCUUGUAUGUAAAUGGUACUGAUGAUAACCCAUUUAAUUUAGCAAUAUAUUUGCACUUGAUUUCUGGAGGAAACGAUGAUCAGCUGCAGUGGCCCUGUCCAUGGCAGCAAGUUACCAUGAUUCUGCUUGACCAGCAUGCUGAUAUUCGUCAACGGAUGUCAAACCAAAGAAGUGUAACAACAGACCCUCUGGAAUUAUCAGGUUAG